CCUGAAAGAAAACCAUCAGCCCCCCAAGGACCAGCAAAAUGAGUGACAAUUCUACUUUGGCCCCUCCAACUUCAAACCAAGGUCCCACCACCCCACGCAAAGGACCCCCCAAGUUCAAGCAGAGGCAGAGUCGUCAGUUCAAGAGCAAACCUCCUAAGAAAGUUGUGAAAGGGUUUGGAGAUGACAUUCCGGGCAUGGAGGGACUAGGAACAGAUAUCACGGUGAUGUGUGCUUGGGAGGCAUUCAGCCACUUGGAGCUGCACGAGCUCACCCAGUUUGGGAUCAUCUGAGGCACCAGAGAUUCUUCCACUCUCAACAGCAUCUGCUGUAACUUUGGUUCCUUCUGCCCUAUUGAUCUGCC
Kogia breviceps (pygmy sperm whale) is the source of this 361-nucleotide messenger RNA. It is a transcript of the gene PDE6H, whose product is annotated as phosphodiesterase 6H. Gene Ontology annotation, cellular component: photoreceptor outer segment membrane. Lineage: Eukaryota; Metazoa; Chordata; Mammalia; Artiodactyla; Physeteridae. Gene Ontology annotation, molecular function: cGMP binding; 3',5'-cyclic-nucleotide phosphodiesterase activity. The record is from RefSeq and is a predicted model, not a curated record. Gene Ontology annotation, biological process: positive regulation of G protein-coupled receptor signaling pathway; positive regulation of epidermal growth factor receptor signaling pathway; visual perception.